ACCGACUCCCGAACUUGUUUUCUCAAAUUUCACAAACCAAAAUCAUUUUUAAUGGAGAACCGAUCAUACCUCAAUAAAAGAUCGGUGGCGACUCUCAUUCUCAUUUUUAAAGUCAAUCCCCGUUCUUAAAAAAAAAAAAAAGGUUUUGACACCUAUAUUAUAACACAUAAAGUUGGAGAAAUGGUAAUACAUGCAGCAGUGCUGAAAAGGCUUAAUGGACCUUAGCCUAUUGUCACAAAAAAUACAGGUAUUCAACAAGGAGAAUUAAGUGAUGGAGAUAAAAAUGUUGAUUCACUUGUGAUAGGUGAAGAAUUAAGUGCUGAAAUUUAAGUGUUUAAGGAGAAAAAGGAGGUUAAUACUUAGGGUUUUUCUUGAGAAAGGAGUAUCCAUAAUCUCUCAUGCUCUGGAAUAUAUAUAGAGGAGUCAUCCCUCGUCUUGUAGUGCCACGUAUCGUCUUGUAGUGCCACGUAACUGUUAGUACAGGAUAACCAUGACUGUGUGAUCGACUACGUGUAGGGAUGGCAUCCCUAUGAUCUCACAAACGAGACGCACAGAAUGAUCCUAUCCUCUAAAUUGGUCCCACGAGAGAUUGUGUGUGAACCGCUCUCAGCUUAUCUCUCGCGACCUGUCCUACUUAUGACAAUCUUGAUUGGCUCAUUUUGAUGGAAUUCUAAUUACUAACAAAGUAAUGGGUCCUAUAAGACACGAUUUUAGUGGCAAAUGUCGACAAAACUUUCAAGCUGGCCGUAUUCAAUUUAAAAUUUUCUUAAAACAAGAAGGAUGCACGUCAAGCAAGAAAAACUAUCAAGAAUCUGACAUAGGCGAGAGAAAGAAAUAAUCAAAAUCUGAAGGACGUGAAUAACUUCAACGUAAAAAGAUUUAAAAGAAUCCAUGGUGCAUGUCAAACAGAUGUCAAUUAAAGAUGUUAAUACACCGACAAACAAGUAUAACCUAGUAUUAUCACCGAUUUUCAUUUUAUGUUUAUUACAUCACUUGUACAAAAAAUCUACAAAAAGACCAGCUGAAAGAUCAAAUCAUUUUCAUUCACCUUUCUUCUUAGUUUGUUCUAUCUCUACUCGUUUCUAAGCAAAAUCCAGUUUGAGUGUUCAUUGCAAGGAAAAGCAAGAAAAAUGAGUAAAGGAGGGAAAUCUGAUCAAGAAGAUGGUGAAGAAAACAUGGCUGCUUGGCUUGUAGGUCUCAACACCCUCAAAAUUCAACCAUUCAAGCUCCCUCCUCUUGGACCCCAUGAUGUGAGAGUUGGGAUGAAAGCUGUUGGUAUCUGUGGAAGUGAUGUUCACUUUUUCAAGGCAUUGAGGCUUGCGGAUUAUGUGGUGAAAGAACCAAUGGUGAUAGGGCAUGAGUGUGCUGGGAUCAUAGAGGAAACUGGAAGUGAAGUGAAGGAUUUAGUGCCUGGUGACCGAGUGGCAUUGGAACCAGGGAUUGGUUGCUGGCGAUGUGAUCUUUGUAAGGAAGGUCGAUACAAUAUAUGCCCUGAUAUGAAGUUUUUUGGCCUUCCACCAUUUCAUGGUUCUCUUGCUCGUCAGAUAGUGCAUCCUGCAUAUCUGUGUUUUAAACUGCCAGACAAUGUCAGCUUGGAAGAAGGGGCUUUGUGUGAGCCCUUAAGUGUAGCGGUUCAUGCUUGUCGCCGAGGUAAUAUCAGUCCCGAGACCAACGUGUUGGUCAUGGGAGCAGGAUCUAUAGGUCUCGUUACACUACUAGCAGCUCGUGCUUUUGGAGCACCAAGAAUUGUCACCGUAGACGUGGACGGCAAUCGACUAUCAGUCGCUAAAGAACUAGGUGCUGAUGGAGUUGUUGAAGUCUCAACUAAUAUGCAGGACAUACCCAAAGAAGUUGAAACAAUAUGUAAUGUGAUGGGAGCAAAAGUGGAUGUAAGCUUUGACUGUGCAGGCCUUAGCAAAACCAUGUCGACUGCACUGAGUGUAACUCGAGCUGGUGGCAAGGUUUGCCUUGUGGGAUUAGGCCAUAACGAGAUGACUGUCCCACUCACACCUGCUGCCGCUAGGGAAGUUGAUGUUAUUGGGGUAUUUCGGUAUAAGAACACCUGGCCUUUAUGCAUUGAGCUUCUAAGAAGUGGUAAGAUCGAUGUGAAGCCAUUGAUAACCCACAGGUUUGGGUUUUCUCAGAAAGAGAUUGAAGAAGCUUUUGAAACCAGUGCUGGUGGUGGCAAUGCCAUUAAGGUCAUGUUCAAUCUGUGAUAUUCAACAAGAUUAAAGAUGCUAAUAAAACAGUGUCAUGUAUAACCUCUGGCAGUAUAUGUAAUAAAUUUGAUGUUUGAGUACCCUAAGAUGAGGUUGUUGCUAUUUGAAUUCAGUGCAAAUUAUUAGACCAGAUUAUUUCAAUGAUGUCAAUUAUCAAUCCUCUUUGUAAACCAGCAAACUCAUUGAUGUAACAUAAUAAAUAAUAUGGUCCAAAUAGAAAAUGUAAACAUAAUUUGUUUAA
Molecule: messenger RNA, 2460 nt
Organism: Gossypium raimondii (Peruvian cotton)
Lineage: Eukaryota; Viridiplantae; Streptophyta; Magnoliopsida; Malvales; Malvaceae
Product: sorbitol dehydrogenase
Exons: 6
Coding region: 1131-2216 (361 amino acids)
Molecular function (GO): oxidoreductase activity, acting on the CH-OH group of donors, NAD or NADP as acceptor; zinc ion binding
Source: RefSeq, a predicted model, not a curated record